This is a messenger RNA of Pseudo-nitzschia multistriata, 2899 nucleotides long. Lineage: Eukaryota; Bacillariophyta; Bacillariophyceae; Bacillariales; Bacillariaceae. The record is from the annotation of a GenBank genome assembly.
AUUUCUGCGCUUUCCCUCUCCCACAAAUUUAACUUCGGUGUUUGACCUAAGUUGCGCGGAAGUAUACACGGCCCUUGUAAUGCAAAAUGGUAAGACUACGAGAAGCACAUGCCUGAUCAAACAGUAUUGAUGUGAAUGAUGUGCUCUUCUAUUUUGUCGAGGCCACAAGGUCUAAUGCCAUGCACCAUCGGUAGAGAGUGCGUUCGAAAACAGCAAACACAGUGGAUGUUGUUGCGACGAGCACAAGAACUUCGUGGCCCGUUUGGGUUUUCAGCCGAUACGUCUGCUCGCCAACCGAAAAGAGUUCGAACUUUAGUUUUUUGCGUCAAAUUUGUACGACGUAUUUAUUUAUCUCGGAACAGAGUUCGAAGGGUUUCGCGUUACAGUCUUCGGGAAUGAAACAAUGAUGGUUUCUUUUGUAUCAUUAAUUCAGUUUGUCUUUGAAUUUGUCUGGCUUUAAACGUCGACAAGAGGAGGUAUCGAAACCGGAACUUAAAAUAUUUCACCAGCCUUCGAACGCAUUUGCAAUGGCUCUCUGACGUCCUUGCUAAUGUCGAAAUUCGAGCAGCAAAGCAAUUUAGUGUUGAAUCGUGCCAAAACCACGAUGAAAACUUUCACGCGAAAUAUCAUCUUCUCACCUCUCCAUCGCUUCAUCCCCUCCACUUCGUGGCAUAUGUACGUUCUUGAAUGUACCACAAACAACUACGAUGUCGUCGACGACUACAACUGCAACUACAACAACGAAAAUCGAAGGUACUAAAUAUGUGCCACCGCAUCUGAGAAACUCUCAGAGCAGUGGUGGCGGAAACGAACCCCGCGAUAACAAUCGAGGCGGAGGUUACAACAACGACCGACGUGGAGGAUCAUAUGGCAACGAUCGCAGAGGAAGUUACGGAGAUGAUCGACGUGGAAGCUACGGUGGAGGCCGCGGAGGUGGCGAGCCUCGUCGCAACUCACGUUGGAGCGACGUAGGAGACUCAGGAGGAGAUCGCAGAGGAAGCUACGGCGGAAGAAGUGGCGGUGGCUAUGGACGUGGGUCAAAUGCUCGCAAAAACGAACGUGGAUUCCACGGCGACAUGCAGCCCGACCCACGUUUGGAACGCACCCUCUACACUUCCGACCACCAAACGACCGGUAUCAACUUUGACAACUACGACAAAAUUCCCGUCGAAGUUUCCGGAGAGAACGCACCCGAACCCAUCGAUAUUUACUCAGAGGAAACCAUUGGUGCCGAUCUCUUCCGCUGUACCCAGCUCUGUGGAUACACCAGGCCCACUCCAGUACAAAAGUACUCCUGUCCUAUCGGUAGUGCCGGUCGUGAUUUGAUGGCUUGCGCUCAAACUGGUAGUGGUAAAACAGCUGGAUUCCUUUUUCCCAUCAUCAUGUCGAUGUGUGCCAAGGGUGGAAGCGAAUCUCCUGCCGGAGGCCGACGUCAGGUCUACCCGGAAGCCUUGGUCAUGGCUCCAACCCGUGAACUCGCCCAGCAAAUCUUCGACGAAGCACGCCGUUUCACUUACUGCACCGGCAUCGCAACUGUGUGCAUCUAUGGUGGUGCCGAAGUCCGUGACCAGCUCCGUCAAAUCGAACGUGGAUGCGAUUUGUUGGUAGCAACCCCUGGACGAUUGGUGGAUUUGAUCGAACGUGGCCGAUUGGGCAUGGAAAAUAUCAAGUUCUUGGUUUUGGACGAAGCUGAUCGUAUGCUUGACAUGGGUUUUGGUAAGUACCGACAUAAGAUCUGAACGGACAAUUUCUGUUUGGAAACAUGUACGACUCCUUCGUAUCAAUUUGAUUUUCUAACUCUUCGUAAUUUCUCUAGAACCUCAAAUUCGUCGCAUCGUUGAAGAAUCUGGUAUGCCCCAAGGUGAUGACCGCCAAACGAUGAUGUUUAGUGCGACCUUCCCCGCACAAAUUCAACGUUUGGCUAGUGAUUUCCUUCGUGAUUACAUCUUCUUGACCGUUGGUCGUGUCGGUUCUGCCUCCAAGGAUGUAACCCAAAAGAUCGAGUACGUCGAAGAACGUGACAAGUUGGAUUCSUUGAUGAAAUUUCUCUUGACUAUCGAAGAUGGUUUGAUUUUGAUCUUCACUGAAACAAAGCGUAAUUGCGAUUAUCUCGAGGAUGUUUUGUGCGAAAAUGGAUUCCCAGCCUGUUCCAUUCACGGAGACAAGUCCCAGCGUGAACGUGAAGACUCCCUACGAAGCUUCAAGCGGGGAAACACUCCAGUCAUGGCUGCCACCGACGUUGCGAGUCGUGGUUUGGAUAUUCCGAACGUCACCCAAGUAGUUAAUUACGAUUUGCCAACCAAUAUUGAUGACUAUGUGCACAGAAUUGGUCGUACAGGACGUGCUGGAAAUACUGGUAACGCUCUCUCUUUCGUGAACGAAAAGAACUCUGGAAUCAUUCGCGAACUUCGUGACAUGCUCGACGAGAAUGAGCAAGAAGUACCUCAAUGGUUGAACCAGAUGGCUUCGUACAGUGGCCGUGGUGGAGGUGGCCGUCGAAGUGGCGGUGGCCGAAACAACUUCGGAGGACGUGAUUACCGUAAGAGCCACAACGAUGGUGGAAGUCGUGGCGGGAAUCGCAACAGCGGCUACGGUGGUGGCGGCGGCUACGGCGGCGGCGGUGGUUACGGUGGUGGCUACGGAGGCGGCGGCUACGGAGGCGGUGGUGGGAACUUCGGAGGAGCCUGGUAAACAGUUUCUUGAUAUCUUAUCAUGGUGUUAAGUCACUUGCACUCUUUGGCGAGAUCAAUACUUUUUUCGAAUAACCAAAGAACUACUGUGACUCCUCAACCAGUGUACCCGAAGAUCAACUUUCAAUUGAAAACUCGGGUUGUGUUGAGAUGGAAAAAAUGAAGACGGGAAACAUAGCGCAAAAAUAAAAUAUAGGAAUACGAUCCAU